AUAUAUCAUAGAAGAAAAAUGAGCCUCGAAGGAAAGUUGGUUUCUGAGAUAAACAUCAAGUGUGAUGGAGAUGUUUUUCAUGAAGUAUUUAGGCACAGACCACACCAUAUCUCCAACAUGUCCCCUGAUAAGAUACAAAAUGUGGAUGUUCAUGAAGGUGUAUGGGGCACUGUUGGCUCUAUUAAUUAUUGGAACUUCAUUCAUGAUGGGAAAGAAGCGGUGGCAAAGGAGGAAGUCGAAGAAAUAGAUGAAGAAAAGAAGCUGAUUAAAAAAAGGAUAAUUGAAGGUGAUUUGUUGGAGGAUUACAAAUCAUUUUACAUCACUCUUCAUGUUGAGACAAAGGGUGAAAACAAUUUAGUUACUUGGAUUAUUGAAUAUGAAAAGAAGAAUGCUAAUGUGCUAGAUCCACAUACGUUCAUGGAAUUACUACUCAAUGUAACCAAAGAUAUUGAGAAUCACCACAUCAAGUGA
Solanum verrucosum is the source of this 471-nucleotide messenger RNA. RefSeq names its product kirola-like. Gene Ontology annotation, biological process: defense response. The coding region runs from base 19 to 471 and encodes 150 amino acids. The record is from RefSeq and is a predicted model, not a curated record. The transcript has 2 exons. Lineage: Eukaryota; Viridiplantae; Streptophyta; Magnoliopsida; Solanales; Solanaceae.